Molecule: messenger RNA, 1149 nt
Organism: Anopheles maculipalpis
Lineage: Eukaryota; Metazoa; Arthropoda; Insecta; Diptera; Culicidae
Gene: wal
Product: electron transfer flavoprotein subunit alpha, mitochondrial
Exons: 2
Coding region: 129-1127 (332 amino acids)
Cellular component (GO): mitochondrion
Molecular function (GO): electron transfer activity; flavin adenine dinucleotide binding
Source: RefSeq, a predicted model, not a curated record
UCAAUUGACAACAAUUCCAUUUAAUCAAUUCAACCACCCGAAACUGCUGUGAUUAUUUUUUCGUUCCAUUUCCCCGUUGUUCAUUAAGAUUUCUAUUGGUUACGAAGUAGCAACAGUAUCAUCGCACAAUGUUUGCACGCUGCUCUUCAUCGCUCGUCCGCCCAUCGGCCCAGGGUUUUCGUCGCUUCCAGAGCACGCUCGUGCUGGCCGAACACAACAAUGAGACGCUUAACCCAAUCACGGCCAAUGCGGUUACGGCUGCGAAGAAGCUCGGUGGUGAUGUGACCGUACUGGUGGCCGGUACAAAGGUUGGCCCGGUUUCGGAAGCUGCGGCCAAGCUGGACGGUGUGAAGAAAGUGUUGGUUGCCGAAGGUGAUGCGUACAAGGGUUUGCUGGCGGAAGCCCUGACGCCGCUGGUGUUGGCCACGCAAGAGCAGCUGAAAUUCACGCACAUCGUUGCUGGUGCGACAGCUUUCGGUAAGGCCGUGCUGCCACGUAUCGCCGCCAAGCUGGAUGUUUCGCCCGUGUCCGAUAUUGUUGGCGUACAGUCGGCCGAUACGUUCGUGCGCACGAUCUACGCCGGUAAUGCGAUCCAGACGGUGAAAUCGAAAGACCCGGUAAAGGUCAUUACGGUGCGUGGAACGAAUUUUGAACCGACCGGUGCAGCUGGUAGUGCGGCAGCGAUCGAGCAAGCUCCGGCGGGAGACUUUGCCAGCAAAACGACCGAAUUCGUUAGCCAGGAGCUAACCAAAUCUGACCGUCCUUCGCUUACGGCGGCGAAGAUUAUCGUGUCCGGAGGUCGUGGUAUGAAGUCGGGCGACAACUUCAAGAUGCUGUACGAUCUGGCGGACAAGUGGGGUGCGGCGGUGGGUGCUUCCCGCGCGGCUGUCGAUGCCGAGUACGUGCCGAACGAUUUGCAGAUCGGACAGACGGGUAAGAUUGUAGCGCCGGAGUUGUAUGUGGCGAUCGGCAUUUCGGGCGCCAUCCAGCAUUUGGCCGGCAUGAAGGACUCGAAAACGAUCGUAGCCAUCAACAAGGAUCCGGAAGCACCGAUCUUCCAGGUGGCGGAUUACGGUCUCGUAGCCGAUCUGUUCAAGGUAGUGCCAGAGAUUAACGAAAAGUGCUAACGAACGCACAACAGAACGCACC